Osmia bicornis bicornis is the source of this 2395-nucleotide messenger RNA. It is a transcript of the gene Y-h, whose product is annotated as protein yellow-like. Gene Ontology annotation, cellular component: extracellular region. The transcript has 5 exons. Lineage: Eukaryota; Metazoa; Arthropoda; Insecta; Hymenoptera; Megachilidae. The coding region runs from base 145 to 2022 and encodes 625 amino acids. The record is from RefSeq and is a predicted model, not a curated record.
UAAAAGUUGUACCAUGAAUGGUAACGUAACGCAGUUACCACCACAUUCCACGUUUUUUCUACAUCCUUUUCUCGGUGACCCAAUUGUAUCGUUUAAUUGAGUUGUACGAAUGAUUUUUCUGUCCAUUCUUGUAGGCGUUCAACGAUGCGAAAAAGGAAAGGUAUCGAAUCGAAGCCAGGAACACAUGUCUUGCCAGACUAUUGUUGGAUAUCCUCAGACACUCCUAAACAGACGAAUAAUUAUCCUUAUGUCUCUCCUAGCAAUCAAUUCGCUUACACCUGGGACAAUUCUAAUUCAAAGCGCCAACAUGAGUGCGUUAAUUGGAAGGUACCUGGGAAAUAUAGUUCUUCUAACGGCGGUAUGGGGAACGUUAUGCCAUGGUUACUAUCCAUGUGCCUUCUCGGUUUGCAGCAGUUCGCCAUUCAGCCUGGUAGCAAUGCGCUUUCACGUGAUCUUGAAACAUCUACGCAGAAAAAUGUGCCUCCGACCUAUCGAUCAUCUCUAAAGAAUUACAAGACUCUGAUAUCGAGUCACGACGAACUUCCCGGUCACAUAACUUGCAUCUCUCCUAAACCAGAGGAAAAUGUAUUGGACACGUUGUCCACCACUCCUGAAUACAACAAUCAUCUGUACGGUUCGACGCCAGACUCGAGCGAGUAUUUUCUAAGCAACUUCGACAGAAGUAAAUUUCGUCCAAGACCACCUGGAAGGAAUUUCAACAUGUUCAAGAGCGAUCCUCAAUUGUUGAAUCAGCUUGAGACUCAUGGACUGAACUAUGACCCUGGUCGAGGACAAGUGGAGGAUGAUUACGUUGGUCCUGCCAUGGAACUAAUUUUUGCUUGGUCCACUAUCGAUUAUACGUACGACAGUAUCGAGGCUAGGGAUUCGGCCAUCUUCGUCGGAGAUUUCAUCGCUGAGAAUAAUCUACCUCUUGGUCUUGAAGUUUGGAAGAACAAGGUCUUCGUCACGCUUCCAAAAUGGAAAGAUGGAAUUCCAGUUACGUUGGCCUAUGUUCCUAAGAACUCGAAGACGAAGAGUCCAAAGUUGCGACCCUAUCCGGACUGGGGAUGGCAUCAGCCAGGUAACUGCGAGGUUCUAACAUCGGUCUUCAGGGUCCAAGUCGACGAGUGUGAUCGCCUCUGGGUGCUGGACUCCGGCAAGGUGGACGUAGCAAUGGGUGGGAAGCAAGUCUGUCCUCCAGCCAUCUUCAUCUUCGAUCUGAACACAGACACAUUGAUCAGGAAGUACAUUCUACCGGAAGAUCAAGUGAAAGAAGAUUCUUUAUACACAAACAUCAUCGUUGACAUCAGGAACGAAGACUGUAAUUCAGCAGUGGCCUACGCCUCCGAUGUCUUCAGAUACGGACUACUAGUCUACGACUUCUUCAAGGACUCCUCCUUCAGAUUUCAACACCACUAUUUCUACCCAGAUCCCUUGGCCUCCAAAUACGAGCUCCAUGGUGUGAAAUUCCAAUGGACAGACGGUAUCUUCGGUAUCGCUUUGAGUCCUGUGGACAUCCACAACGACAGGACCUUGUUUUUCCAUCCCAUGUCCAGUUUCCGCGAGUUUGCCGUCUCCACCUCCAUCCUGAGGGACAAGAAAACGGUCGAGGACAACUCGGAUUACUUCGUGCCCAUUGGCAGACCCAGAGCCAAGGACUACGGGCAUUCUUCAGGGUCUGUGGUAGACAGGAACGGUGUGAUGUUCUUCAACAUGGUCACCAGAGAUUCUGUCUGGUGCUGGGACACCAGGAAGGAAUAUAUUCCUCAGAACCUUGGUGUCAUUGGCACCAGUAAUUUAUCUUUAGUCUUUCCGAACGAUAUCAAGGUCGAUCGUGAAUACGAUCAAAAUGUCUGGUUACUUUCUAACAGACUGGCCACGUAUCUUUAUGGAAGCGUGGAUAGUAGCAAGGUUAAUUACAGAGUGUUCAAGGCUAAUGUCAGAGAAGCUAUCAAGGAUACUGUUUGCGAUCCUAAUCACGUGGUGUAUAGUUCUGAACACGGUUACGACGAGACAUGCUGAAGAUGUCUCUGGAUUGAUUUUGUAUUGGGAAAAUGGGACAGGGAUGCUGAAGAACAGUCUCUUUGAUUCUUCGAGACAAAUGUGAAACGAUGUUGUGAUUGAGUGUUCAGGCUACCUCGAGUUAUUUAGCAAUGAGAAAUAUGUACAUACGAGAAUUAUGCAAUAAGAGAAAGUGUAGCAUUAAAUAAAUAUACCAUCGAUGAUUUAGAUAAAUAUUGUAAAUGUAAAUUGAGGAACUUUCUUUCUUUAGGAGAAUAGUAUGUUCGAUGAUGAGUGAUGUUUUUGUAAAAUAAUUAGAUGGAACACAGCUCAAUAAGGUCCUGUAUAGUUCUUAAUGAGAUGCAGGAUUCCACGAAUAAAAUUAUCAUUCUUA